AUGGCCGAAUUAAGCCUCAUCCUCCUGCCCGUUCCCGCUGAAAUAUCCAUGUCUGAGAAGGCUGCGAGAAGCCUUCCCAAGCAGCAACAAUAUCCGUACCAGUAUCAGCCGUACCAGCCAUAUCAACCGAAACAGUUACAGCAACCACAAAGCCCUAACAUGCCGUCGCCUCCAGCAACCGUCCAGUCAUCCGAUUCACCUGCACCAUUACCUUCGCCUUCACCUUCGCCUUUACCUUCACUUUCACUUUCAAAUCCGACUUCAGCCCCAGCAUCAGUUUCACCCUCGUCCUCGCCCGCACCUGCGCCCCCCUCCAUGCAAUCAACCCUAUUCGACGAACUGGCCUCCUACCAGCGCAUCUGGGAUGCAAUCCACCAGCGCACCGUGAAGCAACUCCAGUGGAUCCAAGACGCCGAGGAUGGAAUAUAUACUUCUUCACAGCUCAAGAGCAUGCUGUGUGCCUCCUUUGAUGCGAGGAUUGUCCCUCAGUGA
Messenger RNA from Talaromyces atroroseus, 492 nucleotides. RefSeq lists its product as hypothetical. The coding region runs from base 1 to 492 and encodes 163 amino acids. The transcript is spliced from 2 exons. The record is from RefSeq and is a predicted model, not a curated record. NCBI's taxonomy places the organism in Eukaryota, Fungi, Ascomycota, Eurotiomycetes, Eurotiales, Trichocomaceae.